Messenger RNA from Dioscorea cayenensis subsp. rotundata (Guinea yam), 1159 nucleotides. RefSeq names its product ATP-dependent Clp protease proteolytic subunit 2, mitochondrial. Gene Ontology annotation, biological process: protein quality control for misfolded or incompletely synthesized proteins. The coding region runs from base 73 to 789 and encodes 238 amino acids. Gene Ontology annotation, cellular component: endopeptidase Clp complex. The transcript is spliced from 2 exons. Lineage: Eukaryota; Viridiplantae; Streptophyta; Magnoliopsida; Dioscoreales; Dioscoreaceae. The record is from RefSeq and is a predicted model, not a curated record. Gene Ontology annotation, molecular function: ATP-dependent peptidase activity; ATPase binding; serine-type endopeptidase activity.
UUUCACUCUUUUGCCUUAUAAUCCCUCGCCAUCACCAACUCAAAACCCUACCUAUCCAUCUCAGCUGCUGCGAUGUGGCGGUGCUCCCGCCUCGCCGGCGCCUUCCGCCCCAGCGUCUCCGCCCGCUCCUACGGCCUCAUUCCCAUGGUCAUCGAGCACACCUCCCGCGGCGAGCGCGCCUACGACAUCUUCUCUCGUCUCCUCAAAGAGCGCAUCAUCUGCAUCAAUGGCCCCAUCGCCGAUGACACCGCCGCCGUAGUCGUUGCUCAGCUUCUCUUCCUCGAAUCUGAGAACCCCUCCAAGCCCAUCCAUCUCUACAUCAACUCACCUGGUGGGGUUGUCACUGCCGGCCUCGCCAUCUAUGACACGAUGCAGUAUAUCCGCUCCCCGGUCUCUACUUUAUGCGUCGGCCAAGCUGCAUCCAUGGGCUCCCUCCUCCUCGCCGCUGGCGCUGCUGGUGAGCGUCGUGCACUCCCCAACGCUCGCGUGAUGACCCACCAGCCAUCCGGUGGUUUCUCCGGCACUGCGGCAGAUAUCGCAAUUCACGCCCGAGAGAUCCUGAAGAUGCGGGAGCGGUUGAAUGGGAUCUAUGCCAAGCACUGCCGGCAGCCGAUUGAGAACGUAGAGAAGAACAUGGAUCGCGAUACGUUUAUGUCACCGGAGGAGGCGAAGGAGUUCGGGCUCAUUGACGAGGUUAUUGAGCACCGCCCGAUCUCACUGGUGUCGGAUGCCGUCAAUGGUGGUGGGAAUGAUGAGAGCAAAGCUAAGGGUGAGGGUGAUUCCAAGUAAUUUGGUGAUUUUGGCAAGUUGCAGGGUCAAAUAAAGAACAAGCAUUUAGGUGGUCAGACAGGGGACCUGGCUUCAUUCUUUUGGUAUUCAAAUUUUACAACAAGGAAUGGCGAAGAACUGAAACUGAAAGGAUGGUUGGUAAACAUUAUCCUCUUUUUGCUGGUUGUAUCUUCCAGGUUUAUCACCUGCUCUGCUUUGAGUUAUGCUAUUUAAUCUGAAGUUUAUUACCUUUUUGAAGAUGGUAAUAUUGUUGAUCCUAGGAAAACCUAACAGCUUGUUGAUUCAACAAGCCUUUUUUCCCCCUUUUCAAAUCAAAUAGUAUUACUCAGUUAUUUUUCUGUGGACAAUCCAAAGAAUGUGUUGUUAGUUC